UCCCUCUCUCUUAAUUUAUAAUCCAACAAAACGCAUGCUUUUACUCCAACACUCCCUUCUCCAUUUAAAUCUUCUAAUUCAACACACACACACACUCACUCCUCCGCCGCCGAUGGGGAACGCCGCGCCGCACCGCCUGCCCGACGCAUCCGGAAGAGUCAUCCUCUCCGACGGCGGCGUCGUCACCUACGACUCACCGAUCACCGCCGCGGAGCUCAUGCUGGAGCACCCGCAGCACGUGGUGGUGGAAUUCAAUCCGAUCGCCAGCGGCAAAAAGCCGGCGCCGCUGCCGGCGGAUCAGAAGCUCGAGAUCAGGAAAACCUACCUAAUGCUCCGGAUCAGGAGGGGAAAGCCGAUCCAGCUGUCGUCGGAGGAAGCUCGGCGGUUAAUCCUCGCGAACGCCGCGCUGGUGUCGUACACCGGAUUCGUGCCGAUUUUCGCGCGGAUUUGCACCGCGAUGGGAGGCGUCUCGGCGGCGGAGAAUAGGAAGCGAUUGGAUGAGAGGGAGAAGGAGGAGGAGGCGAGAUUGGAUUGCUUUGCGGAGAUAUUGGAGGAGAGGCCGGAGUUUAUGAGGAGGCAGAUGUCGGGGAAGGGGUGGAAGCCGAGUUUGGAGCCGAUUCGAGAGAAAACGGUGAAGGCGAAGGUUCGGCAUUGGAUCAUACCCUCAAGCUUUAGCGUUUGAAUGUAAUGAAGCUUAUAAAAUAGGAGAUGGUCUUGGUCUGCCUCAUCAGCUUUAAUGUUAUGUACAUAUAAGUUGUGAUAUGGUAUGGAUGUUGCUUUCGAUA
Molecule: messenger RNA, 785 nt
Organism: Salvia splendens (bonfire salvia)
Lineage: Eukaryota; Viridiplantae; Streptophyta; Magnoliopsida; Lamiales; Lamiaceae
Exons: 1
Coding region: 35-682 (215 amino acids)
Source: RefSeq, a predicted model, not a curated record